AUGGAAAACACUAUAGCACUGGAAAAAGCCGUGUUACCUUCUGCCAAUGAAGUCACAGUCGCAGAAAUUGACGGGGCGCUAUUAAAUCUAAGUAAUUCCAAAGAUCCAAAAGAAGAUUUGUAUGCAAAAUCCGAGGCAUUAUAUCCAAUCUUACGGAUUCCGUUCGACAUCCCAAUCAAUGAAAACAGAGAAGCCCAAAAACCAACCAAAACAUUGCCAAAUUUCAAAAUUUUUAGAAAAUCUCCUCAAACUAAAAUGAUAGAUUAUUACUAUCAAUGGAAAUAUGAAUUUGAGAACUAUAUAGAGGAAUCAAAAAAAAGGAUUGCAUUUUCUCUUCCACCAUUCUUCGGGAACUUGUUUUACGAUAUUCCCACCGAAAGCUAUAUUACUUUAUUACGAGAGAAAAUUAACAGUUCACCUGCAAGAUUAUUAGCUUGGCAUUCAUAUAACUCGUUAUUUGCUGUUGCGCAUAGAUUGGAUGCUAUUUUUGUGUAUGAUCUACGGGUUGAUUCGUGGUUUCCUGAGGCUUUAGAAACGGAUUUGCAAAUGGAGAUCACUUGUAUGGCAUGGAAGCCAUUAGGUGGAAAUAUGUUGGCUGUGGGUUGUUGUCGUGGAAUAUGUCUUUGGGAGAUGCCAUUACGCGCCAACACAACAACAGGAUCGGUAGACGGUUCGAUUGUUCUCUGGGACACGGCUUUUCAAACAGGUCAAGUGUUGACUACAACGUGUCGGUCGUGUUUGUUGAGCUGGAGUCCUGAUGGGAAAUAUUUGUUGUCGGGGACAUUAAAAGGUUAUCUCAUAAUAUGGGAAACACGAAGCUGGACUUCUAAAAUUGUCAUCGAAGAAAGGGAAGAGAUUCUUAAGAGCGCUUGUUGGACAGCAAACUCAAAAUAUGUAUUUUUAGCCUUCAACGAUUCAGCUUUCAUUGCAACAUUGGCUAUAACUUCCGAAUUUCAUAUGAAAUUUCUUCCUCGUCAAUAUACAUCUUAUCCCGAUGACGAAAUCGGCGGAAUCAUAGAGUCUCUCGCCAUAGACUCCAUCGGCGAACGAUUAGCAGUCUGUUUUGAAGAGACCAAACUUGUCGCCGUGUAUAACGUUAAUCAGGCUUUGAACGUGCCAACAGACAGUAGCUCGGGGAUCUUGUCAAAUGUGAAGUUUAUCAGAGGGCCAGUAUGGAAUGAGUUAAAAGAUCAGGGGCAAAUUGUUGCUCCAUCACCACCAAAGCCUGUUGCAAUUAGUUUUGCGAAUGAGUAUGUUCGUGGUGGAUUGUUAAGUGUGAUAUGGGAAGAUGGUAAAAUCUCAAUGAUUCCUUUCAUAUACCAUUCAAAGAGUUCUCAAUAA
Ambispora leptoticha is the source of this 1341-nucleotide messenger RNA. The record is from the annotation of a GenBank genome assembly. NCBI's taxonomy places the organism in Eukaryota, Fungi, Glomeromycota, Glomeromycetes, Archaeosporales, Ambisporaceae.